Messenger RNA from Staurois parvus, 318 nucleotides. The record is from the annotation of a GenBank genome assembly. NCBI's taxonomy places the organism in Eukaryota, Metazoa, Chordata, Amphibia, Anura, Ranidae.
UCUGAUAUCUUGCCAAACAUGACUCUGGGAUAUGCCAUCUAUGAUUCCUGUGAAAUGCAACACACGGCUGUGCAGAAUGCGCUCAAUAUUAUAUCAGGAACAGAGAAGAUGGUUCCAAAUUAUAACUGCUACAAAAAUAGUAAACUGCUAGGAAUUGUUGGCAACAGACUCUUUUCUUCAACAAUUUCCAUAGCCAGUAUAACUGGACUCUACAGGUACCCACAGAUCAGUUAUGGCGCACGAAAUGCUUUUCUUAAGAACAAAUUAAAGGACACAUCAUUAUAUCACACUUUUCCUGGUGAGAGAAGCCAGUACAGA